Molecule: messenger RNA, 3955 nt
Organism: Oldenlandia corymbosa var. corymbosa
Lineage: Eukaryota; Viridiplantae; Streptophyta; Magnoliopsida; Gentianales; Rubiaceae
Source: the annotation of a GenBank genome assembly
GUUGGAGAAACCAUGUAAGCCACUCACCAAAAUAUUCAAAAUAUUCAUCCUUCUCGGUUCUUCACCGAGAAAAAUUGUGAUCCAAAAAAAAUUCAUAUAUAUUUGAAAGGAAAAAAAAACUUAAAUUGGCAAAAAAUGUACUAAAAAGUGCUCAUAUGAAAGCGAAAUUUGAAAACUUAUAACAGGGAUUUGUGGCUGCCAAAGACACUUAUCAAAUGGAGAGAGUUCUUGGGACCUUUACGAGUUCCGGUUCACUUUUUCCUCAAUCUUUCAUCACUUCAAACGCUUGCAAACGCCAAACUAUUUAUUCUCAGGUGCUGCCCUGGAAGCAUCAUCAAUUUCUAAGACCAAUUGAAAAGACUGGAUCUUUGGUAGCUCUUUGUUGCGGGAAUAAAUUUUCUUGCUAUAAAAUUGAAGCCCAGAGGAGAAUUUUGUGUCUCCAUUCAGCGUUGAAAGCCAAUGAAGUAUUCAAAUUAAAGGAAUGUAGCAAGAUAUGGAAUCAGAGUUCAGUUACUACUAUUAGCAGAAGUUUUCCCUUUUCUUUCUGUCGGAUGGUGGUUGGAGUUGUGUUGGCUGUGACAUUUGGUGCUGCUGUUAGCAAUACUCCUGCUUGGGCACUAACUGAAGAAAAUCUGCUUUUCCUGGAAGCGUGGAGAACAAUUGAUAGGGCUUAUGUUGACAAAACUUUCAAUGGCCAGAGUUGGUUUAGAUACAGAGAAAAUGCAUUGCGAAAUGAGCCGAUGACUUCACGUGCAGAGACAUAUACGGCAAUAAGGAAGAUGGUUGCGACUUUAGAUGAUCCUUUCACCCGGUUUCUUGAACCUGAAAGGUUCAAGAGCCUGAGGUCAGGAACGCAAAACGCUUUAACAGGUGUAGGGUUAUCAAUUGGCUACCCUACUGGGAAGGAUGGAUCAUCUACUGGACUGGUGGUCAUUUCAGCUGCUCUGGGUGGUCCUGCUGAUAGAGCUGGUAUUUCUCCUGGUGAUGUGAUUCUGGCAAUUGAUGACCAAAGUACGGAAAACAUGACAAUUUAUGACGCUGCUGAUCGCUUACAGGGAGCUGAUGGAAGCAGAGUUGAAUUAACUGUUCAGCAGGGUGUGGAAACAAGGAACCUACAGUUGAUACGCGAAAGAAUUUCAUUAAACCCUGUGAAGUCAAGAAUUUGCAAGGCUCCUGAUUCAGGAGAGGAGGCUCCUCGAGUUGGGUAUAUAAAGUUAACAGCAUUCAAUCGAAAUGCAUCUGGUGCUGUUAAGCAAGCGGUUGAAAGUUUGAGGAAAGACAAUGUCAAUGCCUUCAUACUAGAUCUUCGAGACAACAGCGGUGGCCUAUUCCCAGAAGGAAUUGAAAUUGCAAAAAUCUGGUUGGACAAGGGCGUAAUUGUUUAUAUCUGCGAUAGUCGUGGUGUUAGAGAUAUAUAUGAUACAGAUGGAAGCAAUGCUGUGGCUACUUCUGAGCCUUUAGUAGUUCUGGUGAAUAAAGGAACUGCUAGUGCAAGUGAAAUCUUGGCCGGUGCUUUGAAAGAUAAUAAGCGAGCUGUGCUUUAUGGAGAACCAACUUUUGGAAAAGGGUGACCACAUACUUCAUAUCACAUAUUGAUGGUCAUUUGCAAAUUUUGAAGUUUUUCUUUAGCGCUGACUAGAACUAUUUUGGAUCUAAUGAGAUAUCGAUGGUAAUUCUACAGUAAGAUCCAGUCUGUUUUCGAGUUAUCAGAUGGCUCUGGUUUGGCGGUAACAGUUGCUCGUUAUGAGACUCCAGCUCACACAGAUAUAGAUAAGGUAUACUUCAAAAUCUCUCCACUCUCCAGGAAAAGAGACCACCAAGGCUGACAUUGACUAGUACUAUUUCUUCAAUAUCAGAGGUUGUUCUGAUCAUUGUUUAUACCUAGUUUUUGGUUGCCAUUGACUCUUCCAAUUUCGUCAAAAUCAUAGGUUGGCAUAAUUCCUGACCAUCGACUUCCAGCAUCAUUUCCAAAAGACGAUGAGAGUUUUUGUGGGUGUCUUCAAGACCCUGCCUCUGCUUGCUAUCUGAACAGAGUUGAGCUCUUUUCAAGAUGAUUCUUUCCAACGGUUAUCUCUUGCAAGCUGCUGUAGGUUGAGGCUGAAAGCAUACGAUUUUGUUUCUAAUUGAUUCAAGCUAAAUGAUCCUACUUUUUCCUCGAUUAUUGGGCUCAAGGAGUCUGCAAACAUAUACAUGUUAUAGUGCAUACUGCAUGACUGCUAGGCUACGUUGUCCUCAGGGUGGCAUCCCGGGGUCUCAACAGAAUGAUUGUAGAGUAGAGUGAAUGGUCAAAAGGUUCCUACGAAAUAUGGAUUCAUUGUCCCCAACAACAUUGGUCCUAUCUCGGACAACUAGGCUAGCACCUUUGGAUUUUUGUAGGUGUUGAAACUUUCCUGUUUUAUGUACAGCACGAAAAAUGAAAAUUCAAUUAUUCUUUCUUGAGUAAUGUGAUGAAGGUUUAAAGCUCCACAGGUAUGAUGAAUAUGCAAUUCCAAAAUUUCCACUGAACAUCAACUGAUUUACUGAUGUCGUUGAAAACAGUUAACUGUCUUCUCUUCUUUCUUAUAUUGCACUUAAAUGUUCCUGAUUUAGCUACAAACUUUUGGCAUUCAAGAGUAGGCUACUCAUUUCUGAGCUGAUAAUUUAGAAUUAUGGUUUACUUGUGCAUGAAAACGCCAAGUUGUUUGUCAGAAAGGGAUGAACCUUUGGUUCCUUUUGGGAUCAAUUCGUUAAAAUUUACGAAUUGAAAACAUUUACGAACAUUUCUAUAACAGUAUUGUAAAUGUGUAUGAUAAUCAGCCGAAUGAUGUACUAAAGCAUCUUAGUCCAUGAACCUAAGAAUGGGAAAGCUGCAAUCAGCAAUCUCAAUAACAAUGGUGUCUCACUUCUCCUUACUUCUUCACUAAUCCUACUCUUCUCUGAAGAUGAUGACUUCUCUGAUCUGCCACCAACCCUUUGGCCUGAUUUAGUUGGAGAUCUAAACUGAAACUCAUUCUCACUAUCUAGCUUAUCCCAUCCACCAAAACUUGAAUCAUCAUCAGAUUGUACCCAUGAUUUGUACCCCAUUUUUCGUUUCUUAUUCUCUUGAUUACCUAAUCUUUCAUCUUCCCAAAACGUAUUCUCAGUUCUUGAACUUCUUCUAGUCUUCUUCUUCUUCGUCUUCCGCUGACUCCUCUGUUUUCCCCUGCUUUCCCACAUCUUUUGGAAAGCAAAUGCAAAUGUUGACUGUAAAAUUGCAAGUGUUAAAGCCAACAAAAACGAUUUUGGCCCAUUUGUUAUUACCAAGGAAACCAGGAUGAAUGGAAGCGCCCAACCAUAACUUCCGAAUACCUGCACUAAUUCGGAAGACAAAUUUUAGCCCUGUUUCCUGGUUUGGGAUUACAGACUAAAUAUCAAACUGAGAAGAAAAGGAGAUAAGAAAAGGGAUACCUUGAAAAUCCAGAUACUAUCAAUGUAUUCUUGAAGAACAUCAUCCCAUUGUUCAUCUUCAGUUUCUUUGCCGCCGUCAUCGUAGUCAUCAUCAUCGAUGAUUUGGGUUGUAAAUGACUCUGUAUUGGAGUUUUCCCAAUCCCACCUGCGAGCUCUGCAAAGAAGAAGUGAUUGAAGAAGAUAACCACUGUUGCAUAGUACUCCGGUGGUGGUGGUGAGGCUGAGCUGGAGGAGUACUGGUGGUGGUGGAUGUAUAUUUCCCGGUGGUGGUUUACGGAGGAGGAAAUGGUGGUGACGGUGGUUAAUGGGCAGAAUGAGAAGAGUAGAGGUUGGGAGAUAGUGUUUCAGUUGUGGCAUUGCUGGAGGAAAAAGAAACCACAAGAGUGAGUGGCCUUCAUUUGGCCUUCAAUUUUUUCCCCUUUCCUCAGAGGAAGUAAAUGUUGUGCAAAACAUUCCCACAUUUUUUUAUACAAACUGUGGCUUAUAUUUAUAGUUUGAAUCCCUCAACUUGGGACAAAUUACAUAUCCG